AUGACUACUGUUACCAUGACUACUGUUACCACGACCACUGUUACCAUGAGCACUGUUACCACGACCACUGUUACCAUGACCCCUGUUACCAUGACUACUGUUACCAUGAGCACUGUUACCAGGACCACUGUUACCAGGACCCGUUACCAGGACCACUGUUACCAUGACUACUGUUACCAUGACCCCUGUUACCAUGACUACUGUUACCAUGACCCCUGUUACCAUGACUACUGUUACCAUGAGCACUGUUACCAUGACCCCUGUUACCAUGACUACUGUUACCAUGACUACUGUUACCAUGACCACUGUUACCAUGACCCCUGUUACCAUGACUACUGUUACCAUGAGCACUGUUACCAGGACCACUGUUACCAUGAGCACUGUUACCACGACCACUGUUACCAUGACCCCUGUUACCAUGACUACUGUUACCAUGAGCACUGUUACCAGGACCACUGUUACCAUGGCCGCUGUUACCAUGACCACUGUUACCAUGAGCACUGUUACCAGGACCACUGUUACCAUGACUACUGUUACCAUGACCACUGUUACCAUGACCACUGUUACCAUGACUCCAGUUACCACGACUACUGUUACCAUGACUACUGUUUGACACGAGAACUUCUGGACGUGAAGCUGCUGAGACGACGAUCAUCAAACUGA
Molecule: messenger RNA, 663 nt
Organism: Scomber scombrus (Atlantic mackerel)
Lineage: Eukaryota; Metazoa; Chordata; Actinopteri; Scombriformes; Scombridae
Product: histidine-rich glycoprotein-like
Exons: 1
Coding region: 1-663 (220 amino acids)
Source: RefSeq, a predicted model, not a curated record